Messenger RNA from Stylophora pistillata, 519 nucleotides. Its product is annotated as adhesion G protein-coupled receptor L4. The record is from RefSeq and is a predicted model, not a curated record. Gene Ontology annotation, biological process: G protein-coupled receptor signaling pathway; cell surface receptor signaling pathway. Lineage: Eukaryota; Metazoa; Cnidaria; Anthozoa; Scleractinia; Pocilloporidae. Gene Ontology annotation, cellular component: plasma membrane. Gene Ontology annotation, molecular function: G protein-coupled receptor activity.
UUUUCUUUAUUUUCGUUUCUUCGUCAGAGAUGUUCGUCAACCUCUGUCACAAGUACGUUUAAGUCUUUCUGUGUCCCUUGGAGCUGGACAGAUUAUCUUUCUUGUCGGGAUAAACGCCACCAAAAACAUGUCUGCCUGUAUCACAGCAGCAGCUCUUAUGCAGUAUUUCCUGAUGGCCGCUUUCUGUUGGAUGCUGGUCGAGGGAAUUUAUCUCUACCUGUUUGUUGUAAAGGUGUACAAUAUCAACACCAAGAUGCACAUGUAUCACGUCAUGUCAUGGGGCCUUCCUAUCGUCAUGGUGGGUAUUUCACUGGGCAUCGCAACUGUAAAAGAUGGACUCCAAAGCUACACUAGUGAUAAAUAUUGCUGGUUGUCUUCGACUAAUAAGCUGAUCUGGAUUUUUGUGACAUUUGUGGCGUUUAUCGAAACACUGAACAUUUUGAUACUUGUACGAGUCAUAAAGGAGAUUACUACGCUUGUGGAACCAUUAGCGGAAGACAACUACUGCAAGCAAAUAAG